CAAAAUUAUAGUCCUGAAUAUAGUAUAUAAAGCUUUCAUUUUACCCAUAUCUUCAUUCAGUUUGCAUUCGUCGUUUUAAACGGUCUUAACAGAACUCGUAUUUUUUUUACACGUUCAAAGUACAACACCAAACAAACCACUAAAAAUGUCUUCCAAAUUGUUUGUAUGUUUUGCUAUUUUCGCUUUGGCCGCCGUCGCCUUUGCCGCUGAACCAGCACCAGCCAACGACCGUGUAAAGAAAGAUGCUUACGCCCCAGCCUACGCUGCCGGUGCUUACCCAUACGCUGGAUACGGUUAUAACUACGGAUACGCCGCUUCCCCAUACAACUACGGUUACGCUGGUGCUUCCCCGUACAGCUACGGAUACUCUGGUGCAUCCCCAUACAGCUACGGUGCAUACAACUCUUAUCCAUACGCUGGAUACGCCAGAUCUGCCUACAGCGGACACUAUCCAUCCAACUACUACAACAACUACAACGGAUACUACCCAUACGCUUACUAACUUCGCCAUAGACAGACUCCAUUUCGAUCAGAUAAAUCCAGUGUUCAUUCUAAUGAAAUACCAUAACUCAAUGUUGUGUCUUUUUUUUUGUACAUUAUGUUUAGUUUUCAGUUCUUAAAUACAAUAUAAUUUUUUUUUUCGGUACAAAAAC
This is a messenger RNA of Daktulosphaira vitifoliae (grape phylloxera), 653 nucleotides long. Its product is annotated as prisilkin-39-like. The record is from RefSeq and is a predicted model, not a curated record. NCBI's taxonomy places the organism in Eukaryota, Metazoa, Arthropoda, Insecta, Hemiptera, Phylloxeridae. The transcript has 3 exons. The coding region runs from base 146 to 502 and encodes 118 amino acids.